AUGUCGUUCGAAAUUUCACCGUCGACCCAUCUGGCAGGACUUCGCCCGGCGUUGGGUAGAUGGCAACGCUUCUUGAAGGACAAGCGUGAGUCUUUUUACAAAGACACAUCAGACAAGACCAAGAAAGAAGCCGAAGCCGAAGCCGGCGAAGCACAAGAAGCCGGUAUUCUCGAAACAAGUUGUGGGACUGGAGUGAUGAUCGAGACUCCUGGAAGCACAGAGGGCACACCAGAAGACUUGUCCUCACAGGCUCAUGUCCAGUCAGAGGCUACCUCACCACCUUCUUCCAUGACUUUCAGUGAAGCAGAGCUUACCACUGCUGUUGUGAAUGCCAUUGCGCUCAACAACACCAAAUGGCGACAGGAGACUGUACGUUUGAAGGUCAAGCAUAGGCAGCAGAUGUCACAGAUGAGGAGAAAAGCCGCUAGAUCACGGUCUAUGCUAGCGCAGCGUCUCUACAAACGCCAAUCUGCCCAGUCUUCUCGAGGACCGAUCCAUGAAGUGGCUCAGCUACAGAUGAGACUACAAGAGGCCGAGAUUACUAAAGAUGAGUUCGAAGAGAACGUUAAAGAGCUACGAGAAACUUUGGAAGCAGCAGGGUAUUCGUACAUGAUACUCCAACGAGACGUAAAUGAACUACGACGUAUCAUUUUCCCGAGGGCUCUCAAGAUAGAAAUGUAUCAUAGAAAACUUUAUUUCAGGAUGUUCGAAGAAAUGGACCGCCAGCGAGCGGUUACUCACGAGAUGUACGAUUACUUACGGCAGACGGAACGCUUCCUGAAGGACAAACAUCUUGAUGCGCGGGUUCGAAAGCGAGACGAAUUUACCGAUGUUGUGGACCAGAUCUUUGCAAUUAAAGAAGACGGUGAGGGUUUGGAGACAGAAAAAAAGAGAUGGUGGGGUCCGGAACGACAAAUUCCAGAACUGGACACAAUGAGCAUCUUGUUUGCACAGAUCCGGAACGAAUCCCACCCAUUCCCCGCGCUCAUCGCCCAGGCAAAAGCCGAUGUGGAAAAUGAAGAUGCUUUCCAAGCAGUCUUUCAAGAGUUCUGCACUGAAAAUCCGAUUGAGACACCACCAGAUACAGAUGCAGUAAGCGGUGAGCAACCACGCUCCGACGGUUUCGGGACCUAUGAUGAAGAAGCUGCGGGCGUCGAUCCCAACUCUUCACCACAACAACAGGCUCCUAAGAAAGAAGAACCAACAGGCUUCGUGAUUAGUGACGAAGAUAUAGACGAGUUGGUACAGUCCGAACGGGACACAAAAUCACCUGGAGAGUCAAGCGAGAGCGAGCAAGGACCAACAGAAGUCACGGCUGAGAUGGGAGCAUCAGAUUCCUCCUCAGCUCCGGAUCUGAACGGAACUGAUGACUCUGAUACGGGGCCAGAGUCGGGAGGUGCGCUGCUAGCCACAGAAGAAGUCGAUGAUCAGGGGAAAGAUGGUGAUGACUCUGAGAACCGUGCACCAGCAUCAAGUUUUGUUUCUCCAGGUACCUCUAGUCACCACGAGAAUGGUGCACCAGCAUCUGAAAUUACUUUCACAGAUCCCACCCAUCACCACGAGAGCCGUGCACCAGCAUCGGAAUUUACUUUCAGAGAUACCUCUCAUCACUACGAGAACCGUCCGGUGUUCCCAGAAUUCAACUUUACUCAAGAGACCUCUGCUGAGGGCGGGCAAGGAUCAGGGCCUUAUAAAUUUGGAUCAGCAUCAGCAGAAUUGACUGAGGCGUCUCCUGCAGCGGGAAAUACUCCUUUCUUCUUCACCGCACAGAAAGGUACAUCAAACGAAGAAGUGGUGAAUCCAAACGACUCCAAUAAUGGCUUAGGAUCCGAGAAUCUUGAGCCCCCGAAGACAUCUAGGGUACCAAACCCUUACGUCUCGGAUGAUUGUGAGGACGAAUCAGAGACCAGCGAGGAGCUGCAACCGUCAUUCACCAAUAUUGGCGAAGAUGUCCAAGUCUAUGAACUACCCUGCAUAGACACGAGCACCAUCUUUGAGACUGAAAACCUCCUAGAUGUGGUCCAAGAGCCGGGAGCAUUUCAGUCGGGUUGUCAGACCCACACAAUACCAUCCAUACAAACACAGGGAAUCUUUGAGCCAGAAAAGCGCUCAGAUCCAACUUGCGAGAGCAUCCAGUGGCUCUGCGAGAGUAUUGAGAAGGCCUUUUAUCCUGAACCAUCUCCCUCCGAAGAGAAAGUACCAGAGGUCGCGGAGAUGGCUGAAUUUGCCGAUUCUGAAGUGAGUGCCUCUGAAUCGUUGAAGACUGAAAACACAGUCUCCGAUCCAUCGAUGGCUUUACCGCAGAAUGCGGGCAUGGAGGAUAUCACAACCAAUUCAACACAGUCUGACCCACCAGCUCAAGGCGAACAUUCGAAGGGAUCGUCUCUCAAGACAUUUAAGGUGCCUAAGACGGAAGAGGAGAAAUCAAGGAUGCGGAAGGUGGUCAAGAAGACUGUGCGGAAUCUUGGUCGUGUGUGGAGCGCAUGA
This is a messenger RNA of Bacidia gigantensis, 2487 nucleotides long. RefSeq lists its product as uncharacterized. The record is from RefSeq and is a predicted model, not a curated record. The coding region runs from base 1 to 2487 and encodes 828 amino acids. Lineage: Eukaryota; Fungi; Ascomycota; Lecanoromycetes; Lecanorales; Ramalinaceae. The transcript has 3 exons.